Pocillopora meandrina is the source of this 6961-nucleotide messenger RNA. Lineage: Eukaryota; Metazoa; Cnidaria; Anthozoa; Scleractinia; Pocilloporidae. The record is from the annotation of a GenBank genome assembly.
AUGUCUCUGAUUUAUGUUCACGUAUCUAACGCAGAUGGACAUUGCUCCUACCCUAAUGAUACACUCGCACCCUCAGAGCUGAACUGCUCGGACUGUCAGCAACAUCUUGAUAAAAUGCGUCAGUUCUGGCAUAGGAUGGAAUGUGGCAAUGAGACACCCACGUCUAUUGACAAAACCUGUUGCAGAUCUUGGUGUAGGCAGUUGGCCUCUUUGUUCAGUCAGACGGUUUCCUGGAGAGAUCACUGUUUUAAAAUGUGGGGGUGCAGAGAAAAUGAAAAAGCUCGCAUGCCGUUUUCUAUUAUAUUGACAAAUACAACCGACUCGUCGUAUUUGGGCAGAAUCAAAGUGGAACAGUGUCUGACACUGAAUUUUCCUGCCAUUAAGCUAACACCAUCAAGCGAGGUAGGUGUAUUUGAUUUUCUUGCAACAUUUUUAGUCUCUAUAGUUAUUGGUCCUUUAAUUCCACCCUUUAAAGAGUGUACAAACAAAUCCCCCCCAACCCGAGUCCGCAUAGUUAUCGAUAUAAGUUCGACUUUCGCACGAAUCAUGCAAAGCUCUAGAAACCCCUGGUAAUGAGAUGUAAAUAGAGGAGUUCGAUCAAGAGGUCAGGAAAUUAAACUCCGCUUAAGUCAUUGCUGGCGCUUUGGCUAAAGAAAGCUCAAUUUUCCACAGACUGUGAAACCCAUGAAUUUAUUAAUUCCUUCUCAGUUCCCAGUCCAGAGAGUUGUUAACAACAUCCUAAAAGAAGUGACCAACUCAGACUGUGUAACCCAUGAAUUUAUCAAUUCCUUUAAGAGUUAGGCUACUGAAGGUUACGUUCAAACCAACUACUGAUACCUUAUUAAGAAUUUGUUUCGCCUUAUCAGUUUUCAAACAAGAAACUUGUUGAUACUAUCCUAAAAGAGGUGAUCGGCUCUUCUGGCAAUAACAUAAAUCAAGAAAAGAUGGUACGCGCUUUCCUCACUGUUACUGAUUUGGAGGAGUUCAUUGGGAAUUAUGCUCAAAAUCACCUUAAUCAAACCGUACCUAAGAUUGACAUCCGUGGUGAACAUGCUGGUAAGUAGAUCUUAAAAGCUGACUUGGAAGUUUUUAUGAUUCCUAUUUCAGAGUUCAGGAUGAAUACAUACAUCAUUCGUGGCAGAUUUUAGAAAAAUUUGCCAACGCUACAACUUUUUCGACGUUCUGGGGGUAAACUUUGCCUGUAGGAACCCUUCAUCGUCUCAUUUUCGCGACACAUGAAAUGUCUUCUACCUCUUUUUUGCUGUUUUAUAACAGCAAAGUCUUAUCGCUCGUCAGUUAUCUCCAAUUCCAAGAAUUCUUUUUAUUUUACAUAUGUUCUUCAAUAUCGUCAUAGUUAUGAAUAGGUCAUAAAAGAGUGAAAAAAAAAAAAAAAAUGAAUGGGAUGAAUAAAUAAAUUGAGAAAAUAAAAAUAAGAAAUCAUUUGAAUUCAUCGCAGUGAUUUGUUUUUUGAUUUAAAAAUGAUCACCGGCACUUUAUCUGACAAUUGAAUGGAGACCGCUCCUUUGACUGAUGAUCCUUGCAAACUACUCGCAUUUACUAAAACUUUUGAGGACGAUAACUUGUGACUACUAUGAAAGCAUCUACAUUUAUUUUGGCCCUCACUUAAUAUAAGUCGCUGUUUUGCAAUUAGAUAUUUUGGUCAGGAAGAUUUUCCACGAAAAUGAGACGAGAGUAGAACUUGAGGAUGAUAAAGGAGAAAACUACGUCAGUGUCCUUGUUACAGGCUUGGAUAACGGUUAGAAAGCUAAUCUUUACUUUUUUUUUUUAAAGCAUAGAAAAUAAUCUAUUUUUGCCGUAUUAUUCAAAUUAUUUCAGCGAUUAUCAUUGUUAUUGGUCAAAGGGGGGCUGGGUUUCAAGUUAUAACGAACAUUCAAAAUGAAUCGCUGAUAUCUUAAUCCAGUUGUUUUGGUUUUCUUUUACUUGUUUAUGUGUCCUUUGGUCGAAAUAUUUUAUUCUUAUUACAAGUUGGGCAUGCCAAUGAAACACACUAAUAAACUCGCAGGGUUUUUAAACUGUGAUAACUUGUCCUUUUUUCUCGAUAUUCUCGUAGCAUUAAAAUCGUUUCCAUCAUUACAUCUUAGGAUCAGUUGUACUUUGUGUCAUUUACAAAGAUCUCCAUGAAGUAUUCCUAACAGGCCAGACCGACUCUGCUCCUGUCACUAAAAUCAGGUUUGCUAAAACUUAGUAUUGCAUAGAGUAUAUUUCAUUUCAAAUAAAUCUGUUUUGGUGCGCUAAUAACCUACAUAGGGCAUUUUAAUAAGAAGAAUUUACUCGACUUAAAUUUGAAUUUCUCGUUCUUUUUUUAGUUUCUUUCGUGUUGAUCCUGUUUUGCUAUCUUUUUAUUAAUUUAUCUUUUUGUCUUUUGUCGGUCUGUUUGUUUCUUUGAUUCUUUUUCUUUUUUCUGUUUUUUUUUUCUUGUUUAUUUGUCUUUUGGGAAUUCAACAGUAAUAUCUUGUCUGCAACGAUAUGGUCGAGGAACAACACUUUCAGGAAGAAUGUUACAUUGAAAUUUAAAAACCUAGUGGUAAGUUACAAUUUAUUGAGAAAGAAAAUUCGUAACUUUAUCUUGUGUUUUGAUUUGAUUUAAUUUGUUUCUUCUUCUUCUUAAUAAUAUUAUUAUUAAUAUUGUUAUUAAUGUUAUUAUUAUUAAUAUUAUUAUCAUCAUCGUCACUAUUAUCUUUAUUAUUAUAAUUUCUAUUGUUAUUGUUAUUAAUAUCAUCAUCUUAUCACGUCAAGAUCCUAUUUCUUUUUCAAGGAGUUUCUUUAAAGCGAGAGGAACCAGACUAAAAAUCUUGUAAACAAUUCUUUACAUGUAUCCAAAGUGAUAAGGAGGGGUCUGCAAAAUUCCGGGCAGAGCACUCCCACCUCCUCAUCAGUCAGCUAGUCGCUGUCCUACGUAAUAAUAACGGUACUUUACGGUUUUAGGAUGCACCGAGGAGAAGCUGCGUGUUUUGGAAUACUUCAAAAAACAGGUAAACAGCUCUGGAUGAAUUGAUGACAUCGUUCACGUCAAAUUAUCAAUUUGCUAAAGAACUUUGCUUUUGUGCACUGGUACAUCACAUUGUGUGGUCACCUCUUACUCCUUCUUUUCCUCCUUCUCAGCUUCUGUAUGCUCAGCGGUCUAAAGCUGGCAGCUGGCAGUUGUUUUGUUCAUUUGGAAUCUAAAUACUGCUCUUCUGACUGUUUUCUGCUGUCAUUCUAGUUGGUCAGGACAAGGGUGCCUCCUAACAUCGAGGAACGAAUCUCACACCGAGUGCAGCUGCAAUCAUUUGACUCACUUUGCAGUUCUUAUGCAGUUUGACAGAGGAACCAGCAGUAACGUUUUAACUAAGGUAGGAAUAUUGCUAAACACACAUGCAUUGAUUUCAGAAGGAACUAAGACUAGACAGCAUUGACGUGGCACUUUUUCCUACAUGUCCACAAUCCAGGUAGAUGGUGUGUAGCCCUCUUCCGUUACUAAUAUUGAGCGCCGUUUUUCUAUUCAUUCUUAAGACUGACGAAAAAGCGCUGGAAAUUCUUACAUAUGUGGGCUUGUCUUUCUCUCUGGUUGGAAUCUCUUUAACGAUCAUCAGUUAUGCUGUUCUUACGUAAGUACAUGAUAUAGUUCCACCCAAGAAUUCCAAAGCAAGCUCAGAAUAUAGACCAACAAGAAAUUAUAUCAGUUUAAAUGUGUAAAGUUUAGAUUCCUUUAAGCAGCCAAGUCGAAUAAAAAAUAUAACCAGGCUUUGUAUAAAUGAGGAUGGAACUGAUUUAGAAUAAAAUCGGUUGUUUAUUUUUGAUCAGAGACAUGAGUGGACCUUUAUCUCAGAUUCGAGUGAGUCUAGUCGCUUCACUUGGUGCAGGUCAAAUUAUCUUCCUAACUGGAAGUGGUGCUGUCGAGAACAAGGUGAGAUAUUGUAUCAAACGAGAAGAGAAGAAUCUUCUUUGUUAAAUCUUGAUGACAUUGAUGCAAAUCUUAACUCAACGUUUUCAUUCCUGUGCAGUCUGCCUGUGUUACAGUAGCAGCUUUUGUGCAAUAUUUCCUAAUGGCCGCUUUCUGCUGGAUGUUGAUCGAGGGAGUUUAUCUCUACCUGUUUGUUGUAAAAGUUUACAACAUCGAUGAUAAGAUGAAGGUUUCACAUGGAUUUUCAUGGGGUAACUAUGAAUUAAAAACCCAUUCUCUCUUUGAUAAUCUUUGGAAAAGUAAAACAUGACUUACCAUGAACAUUGCGAACACGAUCAUCGUCUUAGACAUCAUCAUCAUUUGACUCUGUUGUCACUUCGAAUUUCGAAUCCACAGGUCUACCCGCCGUUGUUGUUUCCAUAUCGUUGGGCAUUGCAGCAGGAACCGGACCGGGGAUUAAAAGCUAUAUCAGUGCAAAUUUGUAAGAAGAGAAUGAUUUUUUCCUCGUGUGAUUUCCCUGUCGCGAAUCCUCAUUUAAUGUUGUAUUUUUCUUGGCUUUGUUUGUUCGUUUUGUCUGUUGUUUUUGUUAUUGUUAUUGCUAUUGUUUUUUGCUUUAAUUGAUUGGUUUGAUGCUGCUGUUGUUGUUGUUUUUGUUGUUUUGUUAUUUCUUUGUUCUUUUGUAUUACUUUUCAUCAAACCUGACAUGGAGGGUACUGCGUACAUGCAGUCGCAAAAAAUAAUUAAUUAACUGAUAAUGUAUUAAAAGUUUCGGAUACUUGAUUUUUAUUCAGCUGCUGGAUGUCAUCCUCUAAUGGCAUGAUCUGGAUAUUUGUUGUAUUUGUUGUACUGAUCGAGUUGGUAAGUUGAAUUCUUAUAUUUUUAUCGUUUCCCUCUUUCACGCUUUGCCUUUAGUUAUCGUUGCAUCGUGAGCAUUUCUUUCGCUUGCCGCUUUUUUUAACCUCGUUGACUCUGUUCAAUAGUUUUCAACGAAAUAUAAAAUAUGUACGAAAUACACAUUUUGCUUGAGGUGGCCUUUAUUUCGGGAGAUGCCGUCAGCGGUUACCAAGAUUUUCAGGUUGGGUCCUGAUUCGAAUCUCUCCCGGGUUGUUGUUUUGUGUUGUUUGGCGAAUGGAAUGAUGAGGGGGGAAGGGUUAAACUUUUAACGAACAUCCAAUAAGGCCGAUAGGAGAACUUAGCUCAAGUGCAAACUUCUCUUUCCUUUGUAUAGUUCGAUUGUUUUCGUUUCAUUUUGUUUUGUUUUGUUUUCAGUUAAACACGCUGAUACUGGUACGAGUUAUCAAGGAGAUGAAAAACAUGCAGCAUGCAAAAGACAAAAUCAGUGAACAAAUUAGGUAAGUAUUUUAGCGGCGCCAAUGGUAGAUCCAUAUAAGUCAUUAUCCACUUACUUUGCUGUCUUAUUUAAAUAAUGCCAACUCACAACAAUAAUAAAAGGAAAUUAUCUUGAUUUUAUUAUUUUUCCGUGAUUCUAUAGACUUGGUGUCAGGGCAUGCGUGUUGAUGAUUCCUUUGCUAGGGAUCACGUGGCUAUUUGGUCUUCUGUCGCCCAUGCACAAAGCGUUUGCCUACAUUUUCACAAUUUUCAACUCCACUCAGGUAAACUGAACACAGCUUUUAGUGAAUGAAGUCCGUGCUCAUACGGAACCAACGUAAAAGAGCGAUUGGUGGAUUUAACUCUGAUUGAGAUAUUUCUGUUUUAAGUAUGAAUCUUGACAAAGGUAAAAGUCAGUGCUCAGAGUGCAUCUCAUCUCAGAGUACAAGUUCACCCGGCCCAUAUCUAUUAUGAAUUCGUCUUUCCUGACACAAAAAUAACUUUCACAUUAUCCCAUUAAUACAUACUUGAAAAAAACUCACCCUACGUGGCUGAUGAACUUAUAACAGUUACAACAUUAUUUAGUAAACGGUGUUCAACCCUUUAACUUCCAAGAUAUUAUUAGUAAUUCUCCUCACUGUCUGCUAUACAAUUCUUCUGAUUUUACUUGUGAGAAUUUGGUAUUGGAUCAGCUUAUAAUCCCCUAAUUGAAACCUUUUUUUGGUUCUCAUCACUUGUCUUCUUGAUUUGUAUUGAUAUUGUAAGGAGAAAUUCCGUCUUAAUCACUCAUGGGAAUUAAAGGUUUGAAAAAGGAAAAAAGGGAAAAACAGAUCAUGAUUGUAAGAUUUGUCCAUAACAACAACGACCCUCUUUACAAUUAUGUGAAAAAGAGAAAGUCAGUUUUCCGGAGUAAAAGGAAACCUCAAUAUAACAUAACAGUUAGUUAUUUUUUACCAGUGGUCAAAGUUUUGCUUAUUGAAACGGAGUCGAUUUAGGACAUGACAAGAGAACACUAAUGGCUUCACAAUCGAAUACCUGAGAUGAUAAAAGUUUUCUUGAUCUAAUUAUAUUCCUCUCGAUAUUCCUGAAAUGUUUGAAAAGUACCGCGUGUAGGCAAGGAGUUGUACUACCCCUUCUUUUAAAGUUUACUAGGUGGUAAACUUUGUGUAAUGCAGAGACAGAGUAGAGAACUUGUGAUUAAUAACAGUAAAGGUUCGGACAUUUUUGCCGCCCAGCAACAUUUAAUACUGAGAGGUUUAGGGUUGGGGGAUUGAAUGAAAGCGCUUUGAAUCUACUAAGGGCGUUAAUGUGAUUUCCCACAUUGUGAUUUCACAGGGCUUCUUAAUAUUCCUCCUUCACUGCGUGAAAAACUCAAAGGUAUGUUGUUCAAGAUUAUUUUGAAGUCUCUUUGUAAGCUUUAGAUUUUUUCUCAGAUUUUUACCAGGCAGGGCUUCCGCUUUUAAAUAAGGAAUUAAAUUCGACGUUUUUAUAUGUGCAAAGCACAUGGAGUUGUACAAUUCUUGAGAUCGUUUUGAUAUCAACUUAUUCAUGCAGAUUAGAUCUCGCUUCAAAAGAAGGAUCACUGGUGCCACCCUAACUGCAGCUGAAAUAAGAGGCAUUAAACGAGCUCCGCAAGUAAAUGAAAUCAUCAACGUGAUAUUGCCAAGGAAAAUCAAUGUCCAGCCUUGCAAUAACCGUGAAAGUGGCCUUGAAAUCUCUGAGAUCUGA